AUGGGAGUGCAGGUGGAGACCAUCUCCUCCGGAGACGGGCGCACCUUCCCCAAGCGCAGCCAGACCAGCGUGGUGCACUACACGGGAAUGCUUGAAGAUGGGGAAAAGUUUGAUUCCUCCCGUGACAGAAAAAAGCCCUUUAAGUAUGUGACGGGCAAGCAGGAGGUGAUUCGAGGCUGGGAAGAAGGAGUUGCCCAGAUGAGUGUGGGGCAGAGAGCAAAAAUGACCAUCUCUCCAGACUAUGCUUAUGGUACCACUGGUCACCCAGGCAUCAUUCCACCAAAUGCUACUCUCAUCUUUGAUGUGGAACUUAUAAAAUUGGAAUGA
Dromiciops gliroides (monito del monte) is the source of this 327-nucleotide messenger RNA. RefSeq names its product peptidyl-prolyl cis-trans isomerase FKBP1A-like. The record is from RefSeq and is a predicted model, not a curated record. Bases 1 to 327 code for a protein of 108 amino acids. Gene Ontology annotation, molecular function: peptidyl-prolyl cis-trans isomerase activity. Lineage: Eukaryota; Metazoa; Chordata; Mammalia; Microbiotheria; Microbiotheriidae. The transcript has a single exon.